Messenger RNA from Protopolystoma xenopodis, 201 nucleotides. NCBI's taxonomy places the organism in Eukaryota, Metazoa, Platyhelminthes, Monogenea, Polystomatidea, Polystomatidae. The record is from the annotation of a GenBank genome assembly.
AUGACACCCGGCUCUGAUGAUGUCCAUCAUAUGACGGACGAAAGCUCAGCACGUUUUCACCCGAAACGAGGCAGAAAGUAUCGUGGACUGCGUCAACAUGAAUAUCGUCUAAAAGCCAAACGGCUGCAGUACAACGAAUAUCAUCCGUCCUCAUCUGGUCAGAUCGACCGACGAAUCUCUUCUUCAUGCACUUUCAUUUGA